GUCCUCUCUCUCUCUCUCUCUCUCUCUCUCUCUAGCUCUCUCUCUCAUACAUUUUGAAGCUCCUCUUAUCUUAUAGAAAUUUUGGGUUUUGUAUUUGUACUUAUAUGUAUGGAUUUGAUGAGUUUUUUCUUGGUAUUAGCAACUAUCAAGCAAAAGUCAUCUCUCAAAAAUGAAGAAUAUUGGUGACUGCAUGUAAGGAGGCCUGCAGUACUGAAGAUGAGAUAUGGUGGAAACUAUAUACUAUGUGAGAGCUGAAAUUCAUAUUAAUUGCUGAAUUUCAUCACUAUCUCCUUUUUUUUUAACUUCCUAAAUUAGGGUUUGCAUUCGGAUCUCAAGUAGAAUACAGUCACAGUUGAAGAAGUUGGUUUGUGGCUCAUCCUUGUUCUCAUCCACAAAAACCAGUGAAAUUAUCACUAUAUAUAGAGAGAGAGAGAUCUAGAGUACUACAGAGAGAAGGUGAUGAUGAAUGAUAUGAUUUUAGAUGACAAUAUGUCAAAUUUGACUUCUGCAUCCAAUGAUGCAAGUUUAUCUUCAAGCAACAGAAAUGAAAUUGGUUCCAUGUACCCUCAACAGUCUCUUGCAUCACCAAAUCAACCACCACUACCACCAAAGAAGAAGAGAUGUCUUCCAGGAAAUCCAGAUCCAGAUGCAGAUGUGAUAGCUUUGUCCCCGGGAACUCUUAUGGCAACAAACAGAUUCAUAUGUGAGAUCUGUAGCAAAGGAUUUAAGCGAGAUCAGAACCUUCAGCUUCACAGAAGAGGGCACAAUUUGCCAUGGAAGUUGAAGCAGAGAACAAACAAAGAUGAGGUGGUGAAGAAGAAGGUGUAUGUGUGUCCAGAGCCUACAUGUGUCCACCAUGACCCUUCAAGGGCUCUUGGGGACCUCACUGGGAUCAAGAAGCACUUUUCCAGAAAGCACGGCGAGAAGAAGUGGAAGUGUGAAAAGUGCUCAAAGCGUUACGCUGUUCAGUCUGAUUGGAAAGCUCACUCCAAGAUUUGUGGCACUAGAGAGUAUAGAUGUGAUUGUGGUACCCUUUUCUCUAGGAGGGACAGUUUCAUUACUCACAGAGCCUUCUGUGAUGCUUUAGCAGAAGAGGGUGCAAGAACAAUCUCAACAAACCCACUCCUCUCCUUACAACCAGGCACUUCAUCACCCCUUUUCAACCUUCAACCUCAACUCCACAACCAUGGCUUCCAAGCAUUUUCACUGAAAAGAGAACAUGAAGACCAACAACAACAAAGUUUCAACUUAAGGCCAGACAUGAACCCACCAUGGUUAGCUGCUUCUUCAGAUCCCCCACCUAUGGAAUUGUCCUCACAGUUAUUCAGUGCAUCAAGGUUAGGUCAAUCAUUUAUGCACCAAGAAAACCCUAACCCUAGUCCUAACCCUAGCCCUAGUUCUAAUCCAAAUGCACUUCCUCUUCCUCCCUUUCACCAAUCCACUGCUGCUGCUUCCCCUCACAUGUCUGCAACUGCAUUGCUGCAAAAAGCAGCACAGAUGGGUGUGACAAUGAGCAAACCUUGUCCAUCAGAUCAGACCAUGCUAAUUAGGCCCCACCAAGCUCACAUGACUGCGAAGACAACAGCAGAAGCUGUUGGGUUCAUGUGUUCUACAUCAUUGGCCUCAUCUACAGCUGGUUCUGCUGGUCUGGGCUUGUCCUCACAUGAAGAGGUGGGCAGUGGGUUUGUUCAUGGGCUGGCAUCUUUUGGGAAUAAAGCUGUUGCCAACUCUAGUGGUUUCAUGGAACAAGUAGGUGCUCAUCCUUCUUCUGAUCUGCUUCAUGAUGUGAUGAGUUCUUUGUCUUCUACCAGUGGGUUUGAAGGAUCAUCAUUUGAAGACGCGUUUAACGGAAUCCUAAAUCCCAAAAUGGAUAGCAAUUUACAGGCAACACUCACAAAACAAGCAACAGAAGCCCAUUUGAUGAAUAGAAGAUAUAAUGAAGGUGGUGGUGGUGGGAAUGAUGGGUUGACUAGAGAUUUCUUGGGUCUUAGAAGAUUUUCUCAUAGUGGCUUCCCCAACAUGGGUCGGCUUGAUCAGAUGAAUAACUCUUCAUCAUCAUAUGACCAUCAAAAUCAAAAUCAAAGAUCAUGGCAAGGUUAGCCUAGAUUCGACUUUCGAUCGGUAAUUAAGCUUUAUCGAUAUCUCUGCUUUUAUUGCAUUUUGAGUUAGCUUCCAAGGAGGAUGCUAAGGGCCCUCUUUAAUUGUAUUAAACUCAAAAGAGCUCUUCACUAUUCUCCUUUGAUUUUGUAUUUCAGCUUACUUUUGGUCAUAUCAGUCUUCUCUCUCACUGUAAUUUUAUCAUCUAUUCUUCCAUACAAUAUUAGAAAAAUCCUACCUACCAAAAAAUAAAAAAAACGAGAUUUCAACUGCA
Messenger RNA from Cornus florida, 2371 nucleotides. Its product is annotated as protein indeterminate-domain 7-like. Lineage: Eukaryota; Viridiplantae; Streptophyta; Magnoliopsida; Cornales; Cornaceae. The record is from RefSeq and is a predicted model, not a curated record. Gene Ontology annotation, cellular component: nucleus. The transcript is spliced from 4 exons. Bases 460 to 2100 code for a protein of 546 amino acids. Gene Ontology annotation, molecular function: DNA-binding transcription factor activity.